AUGAUAGACACAGAUAAUACAACAACCUCAACAAGUACAGACUGGUUAGAAAUUAUGGAACAAGAAUACACGAACGAAAACAUACUAGUACAAGAUAAUCAUGUAGUAGACUCAGCUAGAUACAAUAAGGAAUCCCUCACGGCUUCGUUAUCCUUAGAAGAGGUUCAACCUGUAUUAGAGGUAGUCCGUAGUAAAAACAUAGUUAAAAAUUUAGAGAUUACUACGGUUAAAAAUGUCUCAUUAAAAGAAAAGCAUAUUGCCCCUGAAGUUUUGGUAAUUCAUGAAACUAACACAGCACAAGUAGCAGACAAUGAGAACAAAGACAAUGAAGGUUUUACAGAAGUUAGAAAUAAUAAAAAGAAAAAAAGGAAAGUAAAUCCUAGUUUAAAGAAAUAG
This is a messenger RNA of Scutellospora calospora, 396 nucleotides long. Lineage: Eukaryota; Fungi; Glomeromycota; Glomeromycetes; Diversisporales; Gigasporaceae. The record is from the annotation of a GenBank genome assembly.